AUGCAUCCCAGAGGACAACGCCCGUAUUCGUACAUCGAUUCCACCUGUCUGACGGGCUGGCGUCUUUCGAUCGCCCAGUGCCUUUCGCACUUUGUCGCCACAUCGAUCGUCGCUCUCCUGGUCGCCAACUCGUUCGUCGAAGACUUUGUCAACCUCCUGCGGCUCGACACUUGGCAGCGCAGCCCGCUCUCAGCCGAUCUUCUCGAGCCUGUUGGCCAAGCCAAGUUGGCCGAUUCCGAGUCGCCUGACGACUCCAGAACGCUCCCCAGGCGUGUUUCGCAGAAGAACUUGCGCCGAAAGCGUUCCCGACUGAGCCUGGAUGAGCGCGCCGGUUUGUCGCAGCCGUCCGCUGCUGGCUCCCAGCCCGAUACUCGCCGAGCCACGCCCGACCCGCACUACUACAUCCAGGAGCAGGGGUUCCAUUCGUCACAGUACUGGGCCGAAACCGAGGACGGGUUUCUCCUCAGCAUCCAGCGUAUCGUUGCCGCGCGGCGUCGCUCAAGAUCAUAUAAAGGCACGGUGCUGCUGAUGCAUGGCCUGUUCCAGUCGUCUGGCGUCUACAUCACCAACCAGAGCGAUUCUCUGGCAUUCUACCUCGCUCGCGAAGGAUACGACGUCUGGCUGGGCAAUAACCGCUGCGUCGAGAAACGCCAUCGAACUCUGACCCCCAGCGAUGUUGGCUUCUGGGACUGGUCGCUCGAGGAUCUGGCCCGCUAUGACUUUCCGUGUCUAGUCAAGUUUGUGGUCAACCAUAGCGGCGCAGACACCAUCACGUACAUUGGACAUUCUCAAGGAAACGCUCAGGCUUUCCUGGGUCUGGCUUUAAGCCCUGAGGUCGCAAAACAUCUCAAGUGCUUCAUUGCCCUUGCUCCGGCCGUGUAUAUUGGCUCCCUUCUGCAACAAGGUCCCAUGGCGCUCUUGACCAACUGUCCUUCGCGCCUGUUCCGCCGCAUCUUUGGGAUCAAGCAGUUCCUGCCGAUCAUGGAUGUUGUCCAAAACUAUGUCCAUGCGCCUGCCUUUGCGGCUGUUGCGUACCACAUGUUCCACUACCUGUUCCACUGGUCGGACAGGAACUGGCCCAAGGGCGGCAACCACAAGCCCAUCUAUUUCCAGUUCACGCCUCGGCCCUGCAGCUCCAAAUCGAUCCUCCACUGGGGCCAGAUCUCGCGGGCCGGCGUCCUUCAGCCGUUCAUCCCAGUCGUCGAAGACUCGACCGUCAUUACCAAGAGCGUGCACCAAAUCCAAGUCAAGCCGUCGCCCUCGGAGGACAGAGCGUCCGCGACUGCGCGGUCUGGCAGCACCGGCCACCACAAGACCGACUCCAAGAUAUCCAUCGACUCCUUCGACGAUGACGACAGCGGAGUGCCCUCGUCGCUUUCAGGCGCCAAGGCUUGGGACUUUUCGACCAUCCACUGCCCGCUUGCCAUCUUUUACGGCACCAAGGACAAGAUCGUCGACGGCGAGCGGCUCUCAAUCGAUGCCAUCCAAGAUGCGCUGGACUCGGGACGAAUCCGGAAAACGUUCCGUCUCGAGGGCAUGGAGCAUAUGGAUCCGAUCUGGGCCGUCGAUGCCAAGACCCGGGUGUUUGCCAAGUGUAUCAAGUUCAUCGAGUCGCUAUAG
Molecule: messenger RNA, 1620 nt
Organism: Polychytrium aggregatum
Lineage: Eukaryota; Fungi; Chytridiomycota; Chytridiomycetes; Polychytriales
Product: Alpha/Beta hydrolase protein
Exons: 4
Coding region: 1-1620 (539 amino acids)
Biological process (GO): lipid metabolic process
Source: RefSeq, a predicted model, not a curated record